AUGAAUAAUAAUGUGACACUGCCAUUAUUGAAUAUCAACGAUACAAGUGGAAUAUGUCCGCAGCCAUUGUAUUGGACAAGUUCAGCGGUGGAUAAUCGUGUUGCUCGACUAGUUGUUUGCAUCAUAGCAACAUUUACUCAUUCUAUUUUUUGGUUACAACUCGCCUGUUGCUCGUCUGUCCGACAAGGUUCAAUGCAAUGGCUCUAUGCAUACUUGAUCACUGAUUUGCUCUUAAUCAUUCGGUAUGUUUCCGUCUAUAUUGUUUAUACCACAACCACAGAUUGCUAUCCGAAUCAAUCAUGGGUUUUAUUCAUGUACUAUUUCGAAGCGACAUUCGAUAAUUACCUGAAUAUACUCGAAGUAUACAUUCUUCUAGCUUUAAAUAUCUGCCGUUACAUUCAAAUCGUAUACAAUCGAAAUGUUUAUCAACUUUAUAGAAAAUAUUUGCUUGCAGCUCACGUGUGCAUUUAUACAGUUCCUGCAAUUUCAAUAUUAAUACAGUUUUACGCUGGCUGGUGUCAAUUACUAGUUGUUCCAAGAAAUUAUUGUCAAGUGAUGUAUACAAAUAUCUACAUCCAAGCUUUUAAUGUUAUCACAGCAUUUGCCCUUCCUAUUGCACUGAAUAUUAUCAUCAUUUAUUGCAGUGUGCGUCAUGUCCGUUCGGCGUCAACAGUGCGAGCAGGUGCACAUCAUGUUUCUGCACGACAGAAAUAUAACCGAUCGCUAGUAAUACAAUUUCUUGUUUUCUACACUAUCUGGCUUUCAUUGUGGUCACCCAAUGUGGUUGCUUUUCAAGUAUCGAUCGCCGAUGGCGAUGUUACUCGUUAUGUUCGGAUGCUCAAUUUUGUCGAGAUAGCGUUGGAUCCCAUUAUUAUCGCUGCACUAGAUGUUCGUUUUUGGCAAGAAUGGCGUCGAGUUAUUCUACAUCUAAAAGCUAAUCAUCUUUGUAGUGGAACAAACCCAGCACGAGUUCAACCGACGACAACAGCUGCGAAUAUGCCGUCGGUCAAACAGCCUCGAUUGGAUGCAACGGCAUUGUGA
This is a messenger RNA of Adineta ricciae, 1041 nucleotides long. The record is from the annotation of a GenBank genome assembly. NCBI's taxonomy places the organism in Eukaryota, Metazoa, Rotifera, Eurotatoria, Adinetida, Adinetidae.